UGGACGUUCCCUCCUGGUAUUAAGGACAUGAAAGGAAGCGAUACUGUCUGACUUCUGCAACCUGCUCCAAAAACAGGACCAAGUAUAUGAAAAAUUAUUAAAUAACCAACCGCCAUAUAAAAGGGGACAGAAUAACAGGAAAAGGAAGGUCGAUCUUUACUUUUCGGGGUUGUUGUUGCACUGCCUGGACAGCUGCUUUGGACAAGCGGUGUGUGCUAUCCGUUAAACUGAACUCUGGACUUGAAACAUGACUCGAACAUGUCCAUUCCUUGUCGGGAUCGCCUGCCUUGCGAUUCUUGGUUGUGUGACUGUAGUCCAGUCUCAGGUCACUCUGAAAGUGACCGAGGGAAACUCCACCUGUAUAAAAGCCGAACUCUCCGCCUCUUUCUUCAUCACCUAUGACACAGCCAACGGCACGCGUACGGUGAUGGUGCCCCUCCCAGGUUCGGCGGUGGUGGGUGUGGCCAGCUCGUGUGGGGGUGACGGCCGCUCCCCCUCGCUCGUGGCGUUGUUCGGGGAUGGCCACGCCCUGGGCCUCAGCUUCUCAUCCAAUGUCAGUCUGUACAGCAUCGCUAACCUUACCCUGCAGUACAACCUCAGUGAUGUCUCUACCUUCCCAGAGGCCAACAGCACUGAUGUGGUAACUGAGGAGACGACCUCUGUAGGGAUGGUUGCUAGGGUCAACACCACCUACAGAUGUAUCAGCGCCUCACCUGUCAUUGUGGGAGGAGCCACCGUCACCUUCUCAAACGUCACGAUGGAGGCCUACAUGACAGGAGACGAUCUGAGCCCCAACGAGAGUGUGUGUACUGCUGACCAGAGCUUCACCACAGCCCCGCCUCCAUCCCCCUCCACCACCACAGCAGCCCCCGCCCCCGUCCCCACCCCUCCUGGAACCCCUAACCAGGGCAGCUACUCUGUCUCCAAUAGCAACGGGACCGUCUGUCUGCUGGCCCGCAUGGCACUGCAGCUCAACAUCUCCCACUUCUCUGCCUCACAGAAUAAGACUAUCCAGGAAGUAGUAAACCUGCAGCCCAAUCAGACGACCAGCUCAGGAUCAUGUGACCCCACCAGCGCCACCCUGGUGCUGACACAGGGCAGUGCCACCAACCUCAGCUUCCUGUUUACUCUGAACACCACGUCUAACAGGUACCACCUGACUGGUCUGUCUGUGGUAGCAGCUUGGCCUGAUAUGACAGCCCCGUUCAACACCAGUAACAGUAGUCUGGAUUACCUGCGUGGCUCCCUGGGGCGUAGCUACAUGUGUAGUUCAGAACAGACUCUGGCUGUAGACCAGAACUUCUCCCUCAACACCUUCCACCUGCAGGUCCAGCCCUUCGGCAUCACCAGAGGACAGUUUGCACAAGCGGAGGAGUGUCAGUUGGAUCAGGACAGCAUGUUGAUUCCCAUCGUUGUGGGAGCCGCUCUGGCCGGCCUGGUUCUCAUCGUUCUCAUCGCUUACCUCAUCGGCAGGAAGAGGAGCCAUGCUGGAUACCAGACCAUCUGAGAACACUGACACACAACCUUAUGUGUAUCAAUCAGCACCCUAUUCCCUAUAGUGCACUACUUUUCACCAGAGGUCUAUGUGGAUUCUGGUCAAACUUAGUGCACAAUGUAGGGAGUCUUUUCAGGCAGACUGCAGAGAGCCGGACGCUCAACCAACCACUGCUACUAAUGACUGACUGGACCAUGUACAAACCAGGCCCUCUCUGCAGUGUGUCUGUCUGUCUGUCUGUGUAUGUGUCUGUCUGUGUGUGUAUUGUUAUUCACAGCAACUCAUCCUCUGCUACCUACUAACAGACUAGUGCCUGGUCAAACCUACCUUCCCCCUCUGUCUCUAGCCCAUCUCUACUAACAGACUAGUGGCUGGUCAACCUACCUUCCCCCUCUGUCUGUCUCUAGCCCAUCUCUACUAACAGACUAGUGGCUGGUCAACCUACCUUCCCCCUCUGUCUGUCUCUAGCCCAUCUCUACUAACAGACUAGUGGCUGGUCAACCUACCUUCCCCCUCGUCUCUCUGUCUCUAGCCCAUCUCUACUAACAGACUAGUGGCUGGUCAACCUACCUUCCCCCUCGUCUCUCUGUCUCUAGCCCAUCUCUACUAACAGACUAGUGGCUGGUCAACCUACCUUCCCCCUCGUCUCUCUGUCUCUAGCCCAUCUCUACUAACAGACUAGUGGCUGGUCAACCUACCUUCCCCCUCGUCUCUCUGUCUCUAGCCCAUCUCUACUAACAGACUAGUGGCUGGUCAACCUACCUUCCCCCUCUGUCUCUAGCCCAUCUCUACUGCAGCUGGCUCAGUAUACCCUUUUAGUUCUGAUAUCAUGUUUGACUUGGGUGGAUUCUCGCUUUAAACGGAAUUUAAAGAAUUUAUUUUUUCUUCAAUUGCAGUUUUUUGAGUAAAUGAAAUUAAUCCGAUAUUAAAUGAUAUAGUAUUCAACUCUUAUGGAAGAGUGGGUCUAUCCUAGAAGCACGUUUUGUGAUGGACUCAACAAGCUUCCCUUCCUUCCUCAUCUCCUUUCCUUCAGGACCGCCAUCUUUUCUACGACAUCACCUAGGGAGGUCUGAAGACUCCUGUGAGGGAACACAAAGGGAAACUUGAAUGUCUAACACCUCCUCCUCUCUGGUCAGGAAUACUGACCGGAUUAUGUUGUAGGUCACAGGAACAUUUGAAAGGCCUUGUGGGGGGUGGGGGAAUUAUGUGUUUUGUGGUUUUACUGCGUUUCAUAACAAAAGGUUGUGGACGCUGUCGGACUGAGGAACAGAACAAGGUUAAGGUUGUUUCAUGAUGGAUGUGUUGACCUGGUGUGUAAUAUCGUUUAGCUCCUCCCCUCUCCUCCCCUGAGAUUGUGUUGACCUGGUGUGUAAUAUCGUUUAGCUCCUCCCCUCUCCUCCCAUGAGAUUGUGUUGACCUGGUGUGUAAUAUAGUUUAGCUCCUCCCCUCUCCUCCCCUGAGAUUGUGUUGACCUGGUGUGUAAUAUAGUUUAGCUCCUCCCCUCUCCUCCCAUGAGAUUUGUGUUCAUCCAUUGUAGCGAGUUGAUCUUUUUAUUUUUGUAGAGAAUGUUUUGAUGAUUUUUCUAUUAUGCGUCUUGCUAAGGUCAAUAAAAGACAUCUGAAACACCUUU
This is a messenger RNA of Oncorhynchus kisutch (coho salmon), 3125 nucleotides long. Its product is annotated as lysosome-associated membrane glycoprotein 1. The transcript has 9 exons. Gene Ontology annotation, biological process: establishment of protein localization to organelle. Bases 248 to 1507 code for a protein of 419 amino acids. The record is from RefSeq and is a predicted model, not a curated record. NCBI's taxonomy places the organism in Eukaryota, Metazoa, Chordata, Actinopteri, Salmoniformes, Salmonidae. Gene Ontology annotation, cellular component: late endosome membrane; lysosomal membrane; plasma membrane.